Messenger RNA from Arachis duranensis, 9460 nucleotides. RefSeq lists its product as uncharacterized. The record is from RefSeq and is a predicted model, not a curated record. Lineage: Eukaryota; Viridiplantae; Streptophyta; Magnoliopsida; Fabales; Fabaceae. The transcript is spliced from 11 exons. Gene Ontology annotation, molecular function: ATP hydrolysis activity; ADP binding. Bases 200 to 9241 code for a protein of 3013 amino acids.
GAGACUAUUAGAAUUUAUUAUUUUGAUCAUCAAUUAGUCAUUAAUAUUUAAAAAUAUAGGUUAAAGUAGAUUGUGUCCUUAUAAAUUUUUGGUAGAUAUCUCAUGUAUUUUAAUUUAAUUUCCUCCAUUAGUUGGCCUUCAUAGUUUGUUUCCAUGUUUUUUUACAGGAUGGAGAUACAUUGGUAGAAAACCCAGAAGAAUGGGAAACCUUAUGUGUAAACCGUUAGAGAAAGCUGUUGACUUACUCCUGGAAGCGAGUAUUCGACAAAUUGAUUAUAUUAUCAAUUACGAAGAUUAUGUUGAGGGUCUAAAAGAACUCGACGGGAAACUUGAGCAGAAUGAGCUAACAGUGAAGCAACUAGUUGAUGCUGCAGAAAACAAUGCAGAAGAAAUCACACCUACUACUCAAGAUUGGCGUAACAGGGUGGCGGCAAAGAGAGAAGAAAGUAAGGAGUUUCGCGAUGACAGAACCCUCAGGUCCAAGACAAGUUGCUUUGGCGGGGGAUGCUCUAGCGGGGCUCUCCCUUUUUUGUGGCACAGGCGUCAACUUGGCAGGAAAGCAAAGAUAUUGGCACCGGCAAUCAAAGAGCUGAAUGAUGAAACCCCUGACAGUGCAAAUAUUUCUUAUCGACAAGCUCCCACGUUUGAGGAUAGGAAUCCAUCUGGUGAUGACUACCUCAAAUUUGAAUCAAGGAAAGGUAUGAUUGAGAAGGUCAUGGAGCAGUUAAAAGAUUCAACGGUGAGAAUUGUUGGACUACAUGGACCUAGUGGAGUGGGCAAGACCUCUCUGGUCCAACAAAUUGCAAAGCAAGCCAAGGGCAGGUUCGACAAGGUGGCCAUGGCAACUGUGAAAAAAGAUCCAGACAUUCAAAAGGUUCAACAAGAUAUUGCCGACCAUUUAGGAUUAACUUUUGGAGAUGAAGGUCAGAAGGGGAGAGCAGCACUUUUGAGAAAGAGGCUGAAAAAGGAGAAUACCCUUGUGAUCCUGGAUGACCUUUGGGAUGAAUUGGACUUGAAUGAGAUUGGGAUUCCAUUUGAUAAUGAUGAUGUUUCAAGCCACAUGAUGCGCCAAGAAAGAACGGAGGGGGAAGAGCAAACGACAACCAGGGGGUGUAAAAUUUUCAUCACUUCAAGAUAUAAAGAGGUGUUGCGCAAUAAAAUGAAUGUUAAAGAAAAAUCAGUUGUUCUUGUCCCCGAGUUAGACAUUGAAGAAACUUUGACAUUAUUCAAGAAGGUGGUUGGAUUGUCAAAUGAAAAUCCCAAGUUCAAGCCAGAAACUCUUCACAAGUACUGUGCAGGAUUACCAAUGGCAGUUAUUCUAGUCGGAAAGUCGUUACAGAACAAGAGCGAGUCAGAGUGGGAAGGCGAACUAGAAAGACUCAAAAACCAACAAGAAUCAAAUGAAGUGCAAAAGUACAUGGAGAAACAUGUAAUGAUGGGCUAUGAUCUUCUAGCAAGUGAGGAGCUCAAGUCCACUUUCCUAAUGUGUGCUCAAAUGGGUCAUCCAUCAUUAAUUGCUGACUUGGUGAAGUACUGCUAUGGUUUGGGCACACUUAAAGAUGUCCAUACACUGAGGGAUGCCCACAAGACCAUAUCUGAGUCAAUCCAGAAGCUAAAAGAUUUAGGCUUGUUGGAUAGUACUUCCAACGACAGUUUCAAUAUGCAUGAUAUAAUUCGAGAUGCUGCUCUGUCAAUGGCGUGCAAGAAUCAGAAUGUAUUUAUCCUGAGAAAUAAAACGUUGGAUGUCUGGCCUCACAAGAAAGAACUUGAGAGCUGCACUGGAAUUCAUCUAUACAAGAGUCAAAUCGUGGUUGAACUCCCAGAAGUCUUGAACUCUCCUCAACUCAAAUUCUUCCAUAUUGAUACUGAUGAUUCAAGUUUGGAAAUACCAGACAGGUUUUUUGAAAAAAUGGAAGAACUCAGAGUACUAGUAUUAUCUGGGAUUCAUCUACCAAGUCUACCGUCUUCAAUUAAAUGCUUAUCGAACCUCAGAAUGCUUUGUUUGGAGAACUGCACUCUAGGUAACUUGUCGAUUAUAAAUAAAUUGAAAAAUUUAAGAAUUCUUAGCCUUUCAGGAUCUAGAAUUGAAGAUUGGCCAACAGAGUUAGAAGGCUUAUGCAGAUUACAGUUGCUAGACAUUAGCGAUUGUUCAAUAAGCAGAUUGACUCGACCUCUUUCUUUAUCGAGUUUCACUAGUUUGGAGGAACUGCAUAUAAGAAACAGCUUGACAAAAAUGGAGGUGGAGGAAGAAGUAAAUCGUAGUCAAACUUCAGUUCUUUCCGAACUGAAACAUUUGCAUCAAUUGAAUUCUAUAGAUGUUUGCAUCCCUAGUGCUGAAGUUUUACCAGCAGACUUGUUCUUUCACGAGUUGAAUGACUACAAGAUUGUGAUUGGAGACUUUGAGACAAUUUCAAUUGAGGAUUUUAAGAUACCCAAUAAAUAUGAAGCUUCAAGGUCUUUGGCAUUGCAGCUAGAGCGUGGCAUGGAUAUUCACUCCCUAAAAGGAGUCAAAUUGCUAUUCAAAGGAGUGGUGAAUUUGCUGUUGGGAGAACUACAUGGAGUUCAAAAUGCAUUUUAUGAACUAAAUCUCAAUGGAUUUCCAGAUCUGAAGCACUUGUCAAUCGCAAAUAACAAGGGCAUUGAGUAUAUUGUGAACUCAAUGGAGCUGUCACAACCCCAGGAUGCUUUUCCUAGUUUAGAGUUCCUCAGCCUGUUCAACCUAAAGAACAUAAAGAACAUAUGUUGCAGUCCUAUUACAAAUUCCUCAUUCUCUAGACUAAAGACAAUCAAAGUGCAAAUGUGCCCCCAAUUGAAGAACAUAUUCUUCUUUUACAUUGUUAAAUUUCUUACUAGUCUGGAAACAAUUUAUGUCUCUGACUGCGAUUCUCUACAAGCAGUUGUUGGGGAGGAAGGAGAAGGAUCCACCAAAGUUGUGCUUUAUAAGUUAUGCUCUUUGACGUUACAGAAGUUACCAUCAUUUGUCAGUUUUUGCGAGAUCGAUGACAGGGAAAUCCUCCCAGCAGAAGAUGAGAAGAGUCUCUUUGAAGAAAAUGUAGAAAUUCCAAAGUUAGAGAUCUUGAAGUUGUUCUCAAUCAAGAUCCAUCGGAUAUGGAACAAUUGGCCUUCAAAUGAUUGGUUUCAAAACUUAAUAAAACUAACUUUGGACGACUGUUGUAACUUGACAUAUUUAUGCUCAUUGUCUGUGGCUCGUUGUCUGAAUAAACUAAAAAGCAUCUCCAUAGGUAGUUGUCCACUGAUGGAGAAGUUAUUCAUCAUCGGAGGAAAUAAGAAUGAGUGUUCAAAGGUUUGUAUCUUUCCUAAGUUGGAGGAAAUCGAAUUGUUUUCAAUGGAGAUGUUACAGAAAAUAUGGCCAGGUGAAGACGAAGUCAGUGCAGAUUCAUUUCCUAGUCUCGUUUCUGUCAAGAUUAACUAUUGCAAUAAGCUUGACAAGGUUUUUCCUGAUCACACGAAAUGCUGGUAUUUGCAUUUAAAAAGCUUAAAGGUUUAUUGGUGUAAGUCGGUGGAAUUCAUUUUCGAAAGUAGACAUCCUCCGCAACAAAAUGACACAAAAUCUGCAUUAUUGGAGCUCAUUGAUUUGCGUUAUCUCCCAUAUCUAAAGCAAGUGUGGAGUGUAGAUCCAAAAGGAGUGGUUAACUUCACAAAUUUGCAGAGCAUAAAGAUUUCUGAUUGUAACACAUUGAGAAAUGUGUUGCCAGCUUCUAUAGCCAAGGAUCUUGGAAAACUAGAAAGUUUUUCGAUAACCUCAAGUCAUGAAUUGGAGGAAAUCAUUGCUUGGGAUACAGUAUCAGAAACAAGCAAUGAACCACCAUUGAUGUUUCCUGAAGUAGUCUCCUUGUCAUUUAGUGACUUACCAAGCAUCCGAUGUUUGUACAAAGGGAGACAUAUUGUAGAGUGUCCAAAAUUGAAGCAACUCACAAUGUCUGGGUGUCCAAAUCUGGAAAUAUUCAAAACAGAAAGUGCCAAUGAAGAAGGAAAAGCAUUCUUAUCGGCUGAAAAGGUAAUUUUCAAGUUGGAGCAUCUUCAUAUCGACUCAAGAAACGUGCGGUGGUUAGUAAGCAAUAGAGGCAAGUACUGCUUGAACUCUUUGACACACCUUUACUUGGAGGAAUGGCCGAGCAUUGAUGAGACUUUAUACUGCUUCCUCCACACCAUUCCUAAUCUUCAAAUUUUGGAAUUGAGUAUUUCUUGGGGGAUUCGAGAGUUCGUGCCAAGUGGAAACACUGGUCCUCAGCAAAGGUUGGGAACAGUAUUACUGCUUAAGGAAUUGAUUUUGGAAAGUCUAGAUAUGGAGGAUAUUGGAUUUGAAAGAGAUCCUGCUCUUCAGAGAUCACUGCACCGCUUGGUCUUAAUGGGUUGUCAAAGAUUGAGGAGGUUGGCACAUUCCUCGGUGUCCUUCACUCACUUGACAUACUUGAAAGUAUCUGGUUGUGGUGAAUUGAAAACUCUAAUGACAUGCUCAACAGCAAAGAGCUUGGUUCAACUCACUACCUUGAAGGUAGACUAUUGUCGUCAAUUAAAUGAAAUAGUUACCAAGGAUGAGCAGGGAAAUGACGAGGACAUUAAAAUUGUCUUUGCCAAGUUGAUAACUAUACAACUUGAACAACUCAGCAACCUUACAAGUUUCUGUAGCAACGCAAAUUGUGAGUUUUCGGUGCCGUUGUUGGAAAAAUUGAUUCUGACAGAAUGUCCCAAGAUGAAAACGUUCACUGCAAAGCGCAUAAGAGCACCCAGGCUACAAUGUGUACUUGCCAGUGAACGUUAUCAUGAGGAAGGAAAAGGAUAUUGGGAAGGUGACUUGAAUGCCACCAUUCAAAUGGUGUUUGCAGAUAAGGUUCAUUUGGAGCUUUCCAAUCACCCGGAGUUAAAACAAGUAUGGUGUGACAAAACCAUGGUGCAAGUGAACAGGUUUCAGAAUGUAAAAUCUUUGGUUGUGAAGAGAUGUGGUUAUCUUGUGCAUGUAAUUCCAUCUCAUUUGCUUCAUUGCUUUAAGAAUUUGGAAGAUCUGCAAGUAUCCGAUUGCAAUGGAGUGCAAGUCAUCUUUAAUAUGGAUGACAUUAGCAAUAAGCAAGUGACAAAAGCAAUGGGAAUGUCUGGUUUGAAAAAAUUGUCAUUAGAGAAUCUACCAAGUUUGAAACAUGUAUGGGAUACAGAUCCCAAAGGAACUUUUCACCUUCAAGCUCUGAAAGAUUUCAGCAUUGAUAGAUGUGAUAGUCUUGAAUAUGUGUUUCCUUCAUCUAUAACUAAAGGUCUUGCCAUGAACAAUCUUUCAAUACAAAACUGUGAGCAGUUGGUAAAAAUCUUUUCAGAGGAUAAAACAACCUCAGAAUUAGAAGACACCAUAUCGAUUGUGUUUGGUUCUCUGACUUCCCUGUGCCUAAGAGGAGUGCCACUGCUCAAAUACUUUUAUCCGGGACUACACAAGCUUCAAUUUCAAAAGCUAAAAAUAUUAUAUAUACAAGCUUGUAAAUGGAUGAUAUUCAAUUGUGAAGAGUCAGAGGCUUACAUAGACCAGCAAGUUAUAGUUCCACCACUUGAACAGGUUAAUCUCCUAUUUCAGAGCUUGGAGAAAUUAUCAUUUGAUAUAAGAGGCUUCAAGUUGACUUGGGAAGUAAAGUCUCAAAAACUUGAAUUUGAAGAGUCAGAAGAAAGGGUUGAAGAAGUGCUAUUUGAGGAAAAACCUAAGGCUGAUUACGUUGAAUUCCUAUCGCAUCUCGCUCUCAAAGGGUUAAGCAUAUCUUCUCUUUUGAGACUCAAAUCCAUUGGUUUGGAUCACUCUUGGAUACACCCCAUCCUUGAUAAUAUCCAAACAUUGGAAGUGAAGAUAUGUUUUGAUAUAAAGAACUACUUAGUAGCAAGCAAGGUGUCUUUCUCUAGUCUGACGAAAUUGAUUGUAAAUUAUUGCAAUGGUUUGUUGUAUCUGUUCACAUCAUCAACAGCAAAAAGUUUGAGUCAACUCAAGCAUAUGGAGAUAAGAAAUUGUAGAUCAAUGCGAGAGAUAGUAUGCAAAGAGGAUGAUGAAUCUAAUGAGAACAUAAUAUUUGAGCAGCUUCAGGUUUUGCAUCUUGAAGAGCUGCCAAUGCUGAGAUGGUUUUACUCAGGCAAACGUACUUUGUGUUUUCCAUCAUUGCAACACUUAUCCAUGUUUGGCAAACUCUCGACAAUGGCAACAUUCUGUCCCCACAUCCAGAUAGAUCUAGAUUCAGUCAAGUUGAGCUCAGGACGAAGCUACUGGGAUCCAUAUGAAGUCCAAUGGGAAGAUGAUGUUGAUACCACUAUUCGCAAAAUGAAUAACAAAGAAAUUGGUCUCAGAGAAAGCCUAUAUUUUCAAGAGAUGUGGCGUGGCUCAUUGCCAGUCCGUGAAGCAUGCUUCGGUAAUUUGGAGUCCUUGAUUGUGCAUCAAUGUGAAUUUUUAUCCGAAGUAAUACCUCUUCAUUUACUUCCCUUUUUAAAUAACAUGCGAAAAUUGGAAGUUCAAAAUUGUAGUUCUGUAAAAACUAUAUUUGAUGUGAAAUGCAUAACAAAAGACAAGACAUUCCCGCCAAUUAAAUUUUCGCUGAAGGAGUUGGUAUUAGAAAAGCUGCCGAAUUUGGAUAGCAUUUGGAAUGAAGAUCCUGAUGGGAUACUCGACUUUCAACUUAUACAACAAGUGCGUGUUGAUACAUGUAAAAGCCUUACAAGCUUGUUCCCAAAAUCAGUAGGCAAGGAUCUUGUCAAUCUUGAAAAUCUAGAGUUGAAACAUUGUGAGAACUUGGUGGAAAUCAUUGCAGGAAUUGAAGCAACACCAGAAGGAGCAAUUUCAGAGUUUAUUAAGUUCCCUUGUUUGACUUCAUUGACACUGUUGGAUUUGCCAAGCUUCAAUUGUUUUUACUGUUCAUUGCAUUGUGUCUUGUUGAGGUCACUGAAUGGCCAUGAUCCACAAAUUGAGGACCAAGUCAAAGAGGUUACUCCUAAGUUGAUCAACUUGUCUUUUGGUGAAAAAGAAGCGAAGAUGAUUGGACAUGAAGAAUGUGAGGAAAGCCACUUCUGCAACAUAAAUGUUCCUGACAUGCAGAGCUUUGAUAUUAAGCUUGUGUGUGAUGAACUUCCAUACGCAUUUCUUCAAAAGGUGUCAUGUAUAGAGAGUCUCGAAGUGAGUAAUAGUUCCAUAAAGGAGAUAUUCUGCCCGGAAAGAUCUAAUUUGAAUUAUGCUCAAUUCCUAUCACAGCUGAAGAAAUUGGAGUUGGAUUCUCUUUCUGAACUAAUUUCUAUAGGGUUUGAACACUAUUGGAUACGAGAAUCAUCCAUCCUCAAAACUCUCACACAUUUGACUGUAUCUAAAUGUGAUAGUUUGAUAUAUUUGUUCACAUCUACAACAGCAAAAAGUUUAACUCAACUCAAAGAGAUGGAGAUAUCUAAUUGUGAAUCUAUCCAAGAGAUUGUGUCUAAUGAAGGAGAAGAAUCAAUUCAUGAUGAGAUAGUUUUUGAACAGCUACAAAAACUACAAUUUUAUCGUUCGAAAAACCUUAGAAGAUUUUAUAAUGGAGGUUUUACCUUAAGCUUGCCAUCAUUGGAGGAAUUGAAAGUAAUUGAGUGCAAAAGGAUGGAAACUUUCUGUGAAGGUACUAUCAAUACGGAAAAGUUGUCAGCAGUCUCUUUUAAAUUUGGAGAUACAACCCCAUUGGAAGUUGACCUCAAUUCUGCCUUUCGUAACACUUACAAGACAGAGGUUGCAAAAUUUGUAAGGGAAGUUAAGGAUUUGGAGCUCAAGGAACACCCCUGGAUACAUGAAAUAUGGAAUGAUCCAUCUAGAGUCCCAUCUCUGUGCUUCAUCAGAUUGAAGAUUUUGAUCGUGGAAAAAUGUGAAUUCACAUCUAUUGUAAUACCUUCUCAUAUACUCGGUCUGCUAUGCAAAUUAGAAGAGUUGGUAGUGCGACAAUGUGAUUCCGUAAAAACAAUAUUUGAAGUGACAAAUGAAGCAAAAGACACAAAGGUCCUCUCCUUGAAGAAAUUGACUGUUGAGGACUUGCCAAAUCUUGAACAUGUUUGGGAUUCUAAUCCUAUACAGCAAGUUAGUUGCUUUCAGAGCUUUCAAGAAGUGUACGUUCAUAGAUGCAACAGCCUUCAAAGGUUGUUUCCAACCUCUGUAGCCGAAAAUCUAGAUAAACUUGAGAAACUGGAAGUAACAGAGUGUGACAGAUUGGUGGAAAUUGUUGCAAAGGAUAAAGCAGCUGUUGAAGGUGCUCCUAAAGAGUUUGCAUUCCAAAGCUUGACCUCCAUAAAACUAUGGUCUUUGCCAGAAUUGAAAUGUUUUUAUCCUUCACCGCACAAGCUAGAAUGUCCCAAGCUAGAGGAAGUGCACUUAUUCCACUGUGACCAGUUGAAAUACCAGUCUCAGAGAUUUCAACGUUCACAAGCAGAGAAUCAAGCCAUUUUCUUUCCAAAAAAGGUAAUUCCAAACUUAAAUUUUCUAGCACUGAGCAAGGAGGAGAUCAUGAUGAUGUGGCAUGAGCAGCUUCAUGUGAAUGACCUUUCAAAAUUAGAAGCUCUUUGGUUGCAAUGUUUUCAUGACGAUUCAGAUACUUUUCCAUAUGAAGUACUCCAACAGCUUCCCAACAUAGAAAAUCUUGCUGUGAGUUGUAGCUCUUUCAAAGGGAUAUUCUACUCUGAGAGUCCCAACAUGGAUGGUGUCGAAGGAAUUCUUCCUCAUUUAAAAUGUUUGCAAUUGAUUAAGCUGUCUAAACUGAACACCAUUGGGUUAGAGCAUUCAUGGAUGGAUAUCAUUUCUAAAAAUCUUGAGAAGUUACUAAUAGACCAGUGUCAUUGUUUGAAGAGCAUAGUACCAAGCAAGGUAUCGUUCUCCAACCUAAUAGAAUUAAACAUAUCAAAAUGCAAUGGUCUUGUGAGUUUGUUCACACCUUCAACAAGCAGAACUCUGUAUCAGCUGAAGCACAUGUCAGUAAAAGAUUGUGAAUCAUUAGAAGAGAUAGUGUCAGAAGAGUCAUCAGAGAAUGUUGAAGAGGAGAUAAUAGUAUUUUCUGAACUGAAAACUCUGUCCCUUCGCUCUCUACCAAAGCUUGGAAGGUUUUACAAUGGCAACAUUGCCUUAAAAUUCCCAUCAUUGGAAAAAUUCUCACUAAUCAGUUGCCAAAAGAUGGAAAGCUUUUGUGCAGGUGCUGCCAUUGUCAACAGGCGAACAGAAGUUGAAUUUAUGAAGAAUGAAAAAAGUGUUAUUGGAAGUUGAUCUUAACUGUGCUGUACGGAAGGCAUUUGAAGGGACGUUUUAUUAGGCGGAAUCUAAUUCCAUUAAUGAAGUUAGAGACAAAGUGAGGAUACCCACAUGGACAAGACAUUGAUCAUUGAUGAAGAGGAAGGAAUAUUGUCAACUUGACUUCUUUUAUGUUGUUUUUUUUUUUUCAAAAAAAAAUGCUAAAAAAAAUUAAAAAAGAGAAAAAAAAAAGAG